This is a messenger RNA of Harpia harpyja (harpy eagle), 6696 nucleotides long. It is a transcript of the gene AK4, whose product is annotated as adenylate kinase 4. Gene Ontology annotation, cellular component: mitochondrion; cytoplasm. The transcript has 5 exons. Gene Ontology annotation, molecular function: ATP binding; nucleoside diphosphate kinase activity; AMP kinase activity. The record is from RefSeq and is a predicted model, not a curated record. Gene Ontology annotation, biological process: nucleobase-containing compound metabolic process. Lineage: Eukaryota; Metazoa; Chordata; Aves; Accipitriformes; Accipitridae. The coding region runs from base 3506 to 4060 and encodes 184 amino acids.
GCGAGUACAUCUGCUACCACACGUUUGUCUGUUAAUUAGUGUCUUGCUUAGUGAGUGGCUGCUCUGCUGUAGCAAAGGGCCUUUUUAAGAUCUUGGAGGACUUAGAAACUGUGUUUUUGGUGCUAGGCAGGGGUGCUGGAGGGUGAUGAGCGAUUUCCUUGUCCAGUACUUGCCCCGGUACCCAGGUGGUCUUGGCAGCUCUGGUGUUGGCAGCGUCCCGGGGUCUUAGCAGGACUCGGCAGUUAAUUUGCCAUACAACUUAAUUUCUUUUCCAAGUGGCUUUGGCUGAGGGUCCGCAUCACCUGAGAGACAUGUGGGUCUUGCGUCUGUCCCACUGCUCCCUUUAACGUGCUUCGUUGGAGGCAGAAGUGGCUCCUGUCCCUUCCUCGUGACGGAUUUCAUUUGUUAUCGUCGACCAAAGCGAGCGCAACAGAAUGCCAAGGGGGUUGUGGGCUGUGCAUGGCGGAGCCCCGCGGUCUUUCUCCCCACCAGCCUGUCGAAGCUGAACCCAGGAGAUGCAACCCGCCAGCCCUUUGGUUUUCCAUAGGGUCAGUGCUAUACUUUUAUGCGUGGGAGCAGCAGCAAUGCUCUGGCCGCGGUGGUUUCCCCCAGCAGACGGACCCCGCUGUCCAUCCAGCCAGUGUGUCGUGGCCCAAAUUUGGGGCCGCACCAGGCUCCAGCUCCCCAAAGUGAUGUCCUGCCAGCAGGGAUGGGGUGGGAGCGAGGGCCCUGGAUGCAGCAUCCGUGUCGGGAAAGAGGUCCCGGGGUCCCAAAACCGGGAUGACGUCUGGCCCCAACCAGCCGGGGUUGUUGCAGCUUAACUGCGCUGGUGCAUGGGCGGCUGGGGUCGGUGCCUUAUUAACCAUCCGGGGUUUCUCCUCUCUGUUAAUUCCAGAUCGCGUUGCUAUAGUCUAAAUAAAUAAAAAAAGAAAUCAUGUAAAAGGUCACGCCGCAGGGCAGAAAGUCUGGGGUUAUCUGGCAGGGUCUGGAGGCUGCCAAGUGCCGUGUUUGGGAACAGCCUCUCCUCCAGCCUGUCCUGCCUGGUCCUGGGCGGCUGUUUCGUUGCUUGUGGCCUUGGGGGUGGGAGACGUCCCUGGGGGCUGCAACUCAGCGUUGCUUUGAUAAGGAGGGACGGCUGCGGAUCGGGGUCGUGUGGGGGAAGCCGCAGAGAGCCUGAAAUCCCAUGCGUUAAAGGGUGGAUUAAAUUCACGGUCGUUAGAUUAAUGGGAUUAAGCCCGUGAGUCAAGAGGCCGUUUUGCACAGAGCUCAGCACUGCCGACCCAGCUCAGGCAGCACGAGUAGCGGCCAAGGAACCCCUUGCUACCUGGAGUAACUGCAGAGCGACGCACGCAACCCCUCUCCGCACCUGGCCAUAGCAAUGGGGAUUUUAGCGCUUGCAGAGGUGUUGUGCAGUGCAAUAGGGGUGAGCCCCAGCUCCGCAUGUGGGGGGACCGGGAUCUUCCACCCUGCUUGGGAAGGACUGCCCAAACUUUGGCUGCACUGGGGGGACUUGCAUGGAGCAGGUUGGGCUCCCGGGGCUGAUGGCUGGUGUGGCUGGGACGGGGAUAGCAAAUGUAAAAAUCGGAGAUAAAGGCUGCCUUGAAGAAACCCCGCGGGAGCAGGGCUGUGCUGCAGGGAUGAUGCGCUCCAGAGCAUCCCUGGUGUCGGGGGUCCGGGGGACAGGGCAGCUCUGCGGGUCUUUCCUGCAAAAAUACGUGCCCGUUCCUCCUCGGCGAGAGGAGGGUUGGCGGUGCCGCGUGUCCUUUGGAGGAGGGAGAGGCUGGAGGGGCUCCGGUAGCUGUCUGGAAGCAGUCGGCACCCUGUGCUGGAGCAUAGACCCCCGUGGUAGCGCAUUCCCCCCCCCCCAUGCUGGUGCAUGCCCCCCUGUGCCAGUGCACGUCCCACACGCCGGUGCAUCCCUCCGGCACGCACGGGGGGCACAGAAAAGCAGCAUCCCCGGCAGCAGGAGUUGUCCAUCGCGGAGCGGCGGAGAGCCAUCCGCCUGUUUCGGGGGCGUGGGAAAACUGCAGCCUCCGUGAUGCCGAGCUGUGGGCCUCCGCUGUGUUUCCAGACUUCACGACAGCGGCUCGGUGUAUUUUUGGUUUGUAGCACCAGGCCCGGCUCCAGCAGCCCUGCCGAGCAGCAGCCGGUCCCUUGGAUGGGCAACCCUCCUCCUCGGAGCGGCAGCGGGACCUUCGGCUGCAGCUCCAGCCUCCGCGGCCGCCGGGCUCUGCCCUGGGAGCAGCUCAGCCCUGCCAGCGAGUGCGUUCCCUGCAAGCCUGUGGCAACGUGCGGACCACGUGAAUAAAUAUUAAAAAAUGUAGGUGGAUGCGAUAAUAUUUAUGCCCUAGCAGGUCUCCGUGCUGGUUGCAUAAGACAUCAUGUAUUCUUUCCAUCCCCGUGUCCUUUGCCUUCCCAAGCAGGAGAGCUGCCAGCAGCGCUGGUGACGUAUGGGCAGCGACAAAAAACUUGUCAUCGAAAAAAAAGGUAUUUUCUGCUCGCUGUGCCUGGCAGCCACCGUGGCUCCGAGCAAAGAGCUGCUCAGCGGGGUGAGCUGAAAUGACUUUAUGGAGCGAAGGGAGGGGGACACGGACCCUGUCCCUUGCGGUGACUCAGCCCCGCAGGCCGGUGAGUCAGCGCCUGCUGCCUGCCCUGUUUCGGAGGCAGGUUUCCAACCGGAGAGCCUGGCUCGCCUGGCAGCCCCGACCUGUCCCACUUUCCUGCCAGGCAUCCUCUGCAGAUCCUUUCGGGAGCCUGCGAGGUUUCCUGCCCGCGCCCCGGCCCCACGCUCCCGGGGGGGAUCCGUGCAGGCAGCGUCAGGUUCCCCCAUUAGAUCGGAUGAACUCUCUCCAGGAACCGUAUAUCUUGCAAAAAACCCCUUCUGCAGCUCAGGAAUUCAGCCCGCGGCCAGGUGCACGUGCCUGCCCGCUUUGAUAUCUUGCUGCAGUCUGGAAAACCAGAGCCUGCCUCCGAAUGCAGGAUCCUGUGGCUUUUUUUAGAGAGGACUCGUGCUUUGGGAGGGCUAAAAUGUGCUGUCCUCACCAGAAAUCUUGCAAAAAUUGAUGGCAAAAUUGUUCGUUUCUGGUGACAGAUGCUAUUUCAGCUGCUGCGGGAAGAGAGCAGAAGAGGUGUCGAUCGGGUCCUGGUCCAAGAGGAAAGAGGCCAGACCUCUUCUGGUGGCAGGAUCAGGACUUGUCACACGGGGUGGCAAAGAAUAUUUGCAUUUUCCAAAUAGUUCCUUUGUGUCUCUGAGUGGCUAAAGGAAAAUCCCAGGCAAACUGUCGUGUAAGAAGCAGCUGCAUUUAUUGCAUCUCUCCUUGAAGUAACAUCUGCUUUACCCCAGCUACAAUAAAAAUAUAAGCAGAAUAAACCCUUAUUACGUUGGCUGCUGGCAGCGGCUGCCUGGGUGACACCAGCCUGCUGCGAAGGUGGAUCCAGACACGGCGUUACCUGUGCAGAAACCACCGCGGGCUUCUCCUCCAGCACUGCCAGCUCCAGCUGAGUGAUGUGGGGGAGAGCCAGGCAGGAGCCCGAAGUUGGCGUCUUGGCAAAGCAGUACCUUGAGCGAGGCCUUCUGGUGCCGGACCACGUCAUCACGCGCGUGAUGAUGACGGAGCUGGAGAAGCGGCGAGAGCAGCCCUGGCUGCUCGACGGUUUCCCUCGGACGCUGGGGCAAGCCGAGGCGCUGGACAGGAUCUGCGAGCUGGACCUGGUGAUCAGCUUGAACAUUCCCUUUGAGACGCUGAAGGAUCGCCUGAGCGCCCGCUGGGUCCACCCGGCCAGCGGAAGGGUGUACAACAUGGACUUCAACCCUCCCCAUGUCCAGGGCAUCGAUGACCUGACGGGCGAGCCGCUGGUCCAGCGCGAGGACGACAAACCCGAGGCCGUUGCUGCCAGGCUCAGAAAAUACAAAGAUGCUGCAAAGCCAGUAAUAGAGUUGUACAAGAGCAGGGGCAUCCUUCAUUCCUUCUCGGGGACAGAGACCAACAAGAUCUGGCCGUACGUGUACACUCUGCUUUCCAGCAAGAUCCCACCCAUUCUCUCGGAUGAGGAGAACUAAACGGCUUGUGCCAAGGACCAAGAGUUAAUUUGAUCAUGGAUUUGGUUUCUCUGCGCGGUGCUGGGGCUGUGCUCAGAUUAGGCGAUCGUGUGGUACCUAAAGUCCCUUCCCUGGGUGUACUGGGUGACAUCGGUGGAUACACGGUUAUAGCCAGUAUCAGGGCGAAAAGAUCUUUGCUUGUAAGGUCAAGUUUGCUAGAAUAAGGGGUUUUUUUUCUCUUUUGAGGCUAUAAAGUAUUCCUGCCUGUGGUCCAAGUACACACACAGACCAGUGAUGCAAACCUGGGUAAUGAUCAUACCAGGUUUACACAGCUUGCCACAAUGUUCUUGCCACCCCCAUACAAACCCCAGUCUCUGAGCCUACAGUGUGCUAUCCUGUUGCUCCACAGUACCGUUUACUGCAGAUCACUCUCUAGGCUGGGUUUUUUUUAAAUUAAAUUACAUUAAAUUAAAUUUAUUUCUCAGAAAAAUAAAGCUCUAAAAAGCAAGACUUAGCCCAGUGGGAAUCGGUGAGCAACAUGGAAAAUGCGUACACUACAAAGCUCAGAAAUGUGAAGAUCACAUUUCCAGCAUUAAUACACAUAAAAGAGGGAAAACACUGGAGGUAAAACACGUACUCGUGCUUCUUCCAUAGAGAGCCAUGAAACCCCUGUUAUAAAAAGCUGCUGUACAGUCUAGUUUUCAUGAGAUGCUGUGACACUGAGCAGGAUCUGUGCUGGGGAUGAGUUGCACUCCUUUGUGCUUACCUUGUUUAUAGCUUUUAAUACUACAAGAUACAGUCACGUUGUAAGAGUUUCUCCCAAAGAUGUAUUUUAAUGUGUGCUUCAGUUUUGGGGAGAAAUCAAGUCAUUCCAUCUUCUGUGCUGCCUUUGUCCCUGAGGUCCCCCGGCGACGGGGGUUCUUCCCUACGCGGUUCCCGCUGCGGCUGCAGCAUCCCUGGCAGAAGCAGCUCCCUCCCCACGAACCCCCGGAGAGGUGAGAGCCUUCCCUUCCGCGGGACGCGUGCAGGGGCUGCCGAGGGCUGUGCCCAGGCAUUUUCCCGAGAUUUACAGCAUCAUCUGAGCGUGUCGCUCCUCUUCUCGCGCGCAGGAGCUUUGCGGCCGGGUGGCUUUUCUCAACUGGAAGUACUGUAACCCUCUUUGGUGGCAGGAUGCAGUACCUAAGCAAUGGGGACGUUCUUUUUGUCUCCUCGAGUUGCCUUAUUUUAUAGACUAUAUAUUUAAGAAAAAAAGCAAGAUGUGUAUUUUUAAAGGUUUAAAAAAAAAAGCGCUGAAUUUUAGCAUCGACUUUUGGGAACUCUGCACGAAGCUGCUUGCCUUCGCAGAGCGUGCUGCAGUCUGCCAUGGGUGGCUCAGCAGGGAGGCAGAAAAGCUGUCACUCCCCGGCACCCGUUUGAUUCAUUAGAGCAGCCUGGGCAAGUUUCUGUUGCUGAAAUGUCGCUGGUUUUCUUUUUGCCUGGAGAGAGCCGCAAGGGAGGGAGAGCUGACUGGCUUUUUUAGGGAUGCACAGGCUCCGCGUGCGAAACUUCAGCACAUCCCCGGGCGUCUUCGAUCCCUGCUGAGCCACCUGCAUCCUCAUGCUAUCGGGGGGGCCCCCUGAUGUUUGCUCUCCCCGUCGGAGGCAGCUUUGCCCCGGCGCUCUCCUGAUAACGGAGCCAGAAGCCGUCGGGCAUCUGCCGAGCGAGAUCUCUGCCCACGUGCUGCCGCCUGCUCCGCAGCGGCGGCAGGGGAAGGCUCCGCAUCCUGCUCUGGGUGGGAAUUUCCCGGGUGGGAGCAGCGGGACCGUCGGGUUUCACUGCUGUCCCUGGGGGUCUUUCCAUCCCCCCCCAUGGAGCUCCUGGGCUGGGAGGACGCAAAUCUUCCACCCUGCAAUGAAAUCCUAUUUAAGAAAGAUUUGAGAUUUUUCCCAUGACCCUCGGACGAAGGUCUGGGCCUUUUUUAAACACAAAUCUAGAAAUAGCCGAAAUGUGUGUGCUGUUUCUUUCUAACAGUGUUGGGUGGGAGGGGAGGAGAUGAUGGGGGGGGGGUCUUUAGGCUAUAAAAGCAGCCUGGCCGCGGCGGGCGGCUCUGCCGGGGCCGAGUGCCGGGCAGGGGGGGCUGCUCCUUGCUUUCCCUUGCCUAGCUCUUGUGUCUCAUCCUUCUCUGCUGCAAAAUGCCUCCUGCAGAGGGGCUUGCCCCACGCAGCGCCCAGCGGCAGGACAGGGCUCGCAGAUGUCUUUGCCCCAGGAGAGCCGCCCGAGCGCUUGUUUUAAAGGCUUUGAGCCCUAUAGAUGUAGAAAUCCCGCGACUGUGCAUGCGUCAAGCCCUCGGGAUAGAUUUUUUUUCUACAAGAGUCGUUGUACGGUGCGUAUUCAUAGACCAAAUACCGGCAGGGAUGAGGUCCCGGAGCGACACGUGUCCCUCGCCUUUCCUCCCCGCCGCGCUGCCCUUUGGUACUUUACUGUGAAUCUCACGCCUUUUCUAAAGCGACAGCAAUUUUGUACCGACCCAAGAUACUGUGUGCUGGGAGGAGGGUCUCGCCGCGCGCGGGGCACCACUGGCACAUCACGCCGAGUUUUCUUCCUGGAGUUUCUUCCCGGUGAAUCGCUGCAGCUGUGUUACGCCUCGAAAGAUGUAAAUAAAAUUUUUCUCCUGCUUA